Molecule: messenger RNA, 2432 nt
Organism: Misgurnus anguillicaudatus (oriental weatherfish)
Lineage: Eukaryota; Metazoa; Chordata; Actinopteri; Cypriniformes; Cobitidae
Source: RefSeq, a predicted model, not a curated record
UACCCCCUUACUUUAAUGUAUUUUCGUUGAACAAAAAGCACAACAGGGGAAUACAUAUUUCUAAAUCUAAAAGAUUUAGAUUAUUAUCAUCAAGAUUGCCUGGCAAAACCAGUCUCACGAGAACGCAAUACACUCCCUAUGCGUUGACGUGCAUCUCUUCCUCAGAUGCAUUUCUUCAUCAUGUGUCGAAACCAGCGGAGUUUAUUCAGUGCAGUUCUCUUCGUGGCAUUCUUCCUGUUUGCCGUUUAUUACAUAAAAAACGAUUUCUGGAGUGAAACAUCUAGUCGGAUACUCGGCGUCUCCAAAGCCACAAGUUGCAAGAGUGAACAAGAGACCCAAAGUCACCCCAAACCAAAUAUAGGGCCGUUCCCUAAUGACAAUUCUAUGUCCUGUACCUGCCAAAACACUGAGCCAGCAAACCGUUAUGUGUCCCAGGAUGAACUAGAAGAUCUUCAAAAACAUCGAGCAGAAGAAUACAGACAACACCAGAUCAGGAUGGGUAAACAAAAUGAUGUUCUUGUUCUUGCCCCUGCCAAUACUCCGCUCCAGUAUCCCAUCAGAGGAUUCAGAGUCACUCCAUUAAAUAAAACGCUCAUUCCUGGUCUAGCUCUGCAAACACAAAACCGAACAAUUUACAAGGUGUCACUGAAGGUACAGAAAGGUCUGCUGUCUGUAACAAAUGUUAAGGAGGAUGAGAUUGUUUUUGGCCAGAAUGAGGGAUUUCUGAGAAUAACAUCCGACAGCCUUGAACAGAUCAAUGACCUGCUGAGCAGAAUGACCUACACCAGCACCAUCUACCACAUCAAGACUGAAGAUCUUGCUUACUUUUCUUAUGAGAACCAUGAGGUCAUAUUCCCCAUUGAGAUCAGUCGUCUAUCAGUUCCUAUUCUUUAUAACCCAGGGAAAGAUAUAAACUCUCAGGUGACUGUACUGGUUAAGGCAUUCUUGAGAUAUGAACAAUUAAAUGUUCUCAUCCAGAGUGUUCGUGUGAACUACCCAAACAUAAAGAUCAUUGUAGCAGAUGACAGUCUUAACCCAGAAAAGGUUGUUGGUGAUAACAUUGAGCAAUACAUUAUGCCUCCAGCACAGGGCUGGUUUGCUGGCAGAAAUCUGGCAGUGUCACAAGUCACAACCAAAUACUUCUUAUGGGUGGAUGAUGAUUUUCUGUUUCUGAAUGAGACGCGUAUAGAGAAAUUUUUGGAGAUUAUGGAAGCCGUUCCUGAAUUAGAUGUGGUCGGUGGUGAAGUUGAGGGAAAUAGUUUUUCCUUUAAAUUGCACUAUGAAGAAGGAAACAGCGAGGAAGGCGGCUGCAUCACGCGUAUCAGAGGUACUUACGCACCCCUGCCGGGAUUUAAUGGGUGCUCUUACGCCGACGGAGUUGUCAACUUCUUUUUGGCCCGUACGGAUGCCGUGCGAAAAGUCGGAUUUGACCCGUUUCUUAAACGGGUGGCUCACACUGAAUUCUUUGUUGAUGGACUGGGAGAAUUGUUAGUCGUCACCUGCAAAGGUCUUAAGAUCGGCCAUCAAAAAUUCAAGAACAAAGGUGAUUAUUACGGCUACAGACAUCCGGCAAAUAAUGAAGAAGAAAGAAAAAAAAGUCACCAUUUUUUCAAGAAUCAUCUAAAAUGCAUCAAGUAUUAAGAAGCAUCAAAGCACCCAUACCUCAGUUUUUAAAGCAACAUUAUUUGUAUAAUUUUUAACGUACACUGAAAAAAAUGUGAUCAGUAAGUCAUAUUAAUAUGUCUUACAAUACUUAUCAAAUUAAGUAGUUUUAACUUUUAAAACCUUUUUUGCUGUCUAAACUUAUCACUCUUUUAUUUUUUUGCAUUACCAUUCAAAAGUUACGGUCACUUACUGAUGAUUUAUAUUUUUUCCAAAUUUUAAAAUAAUAGCAAACCCAAAUAUAACAAUGGGAUUGUUGUAAAUAUUUUUUUGAUGAAUCAUAAUAUACUAGUCGACAUUUGAAGUGGAUCAAAAAGUUCAUCAAAGUUGUCCUAUAAGACAAAAACGGGUAUAAAGUAUUGGUUUUAAGACAACUUUUAUGAAAGGUUUUGAUCCACUUCAAAUGUUGACUAGUGUAUAAUAAAUCUUUGUAAAAAAGCUCAUAUUGGAGGACACACUGAAAAGAAUUGACAAACAUUUCAGUUACGUGAUCCUAAACUUUCUAACGGUGUAUAUAAAUAAGGUGUAAAGUAAAAUUGAUUGAAGGUAACUAUUUAUUGAAAUCACUUCUGUCUGUCAUUGAAUGUUUGGAUCGUGUUUACAAGAGAAUAUAUGCCAAAUAAAGGUGAAUCAGGAUGAGUAUUAUAAAUACUUUUGAUUUGUUGUACAUUAUUGUUUUGGGCAAGCUUUAAUAUCAAGUUUGUGGCCGAGCACUGUAGGUUUGAACCUCUAAGAGCACAUUUAACUGCAUGCUAAAGUGGUUUAAAUCU